GUCGUGGAUGUUCAGAAGAUGCUCGGCUUCCUGCGGAGCGGCGAGCCCUUUCCGGAGCUGGAGGAGGUGGUCGCCUUCAUCCCUCGCCACUUUCCGUUUGGGUCUUAUGACACCACGGUUCUGAAGCCCGGGCAACGCGCUCUGGUGCCGGAGAAUUGCACUGGGCUGCGCCUGUGUUUAACCGACUGCCGCUUGUUUGCGCAGCCCACCGAGAAGGCCGCGGAGGAGUCGGAGAGCAGUUCGACGCGAGCGGAGACGGAGCCAGCCCCCGAGGAGCCAGCCGCCGAGCCCGCAGCCGCCGAGCCCGCAGCCGAGGAGCCAGCCGCGGAGGAAGCCGUGGAGCCCGCAGCCGCCGAGCCCGCAGCCGAGGAGGCCGAGCCCGCCGCCUCCACGGUCCGUCUCUUCGGCGAGAAAGGCUUCGACGUCCACAUGGGAGGCGAACCCUUCGCGCGGGUCCUGGGCGACCUCUACCGCGCUGGCAAGGUCAUGGAAAAUCUCGAUUUCAAGGUGCAGCUGGAACUCUACAACGAUAGCCGCAAGAAGGGCGAGCCCGUGGUUGUCGACACGAUCCCCAGGAUGGUGCAGGACCGCAAGGCCUUCGAUGUGGGCGGCAUCAUCGCAAGGGUGAGUUGGGUCAGCAUGCUGGUGCCCGCCCCCUCCCAGAUCAACGGCUUCUGGGGCUACUGGGACGAUGGCCGCCGCGAGAUCGUGAGCAACUUCCACGAGCUCCUCGCGGCCGACAACCCGCCCUACGGCCCGGAGACCGUGUUCACUGUCGGAGGCGAACUCUACGGCAUCCAGGGGUACGAUCCAAGCACGCAGACCGUGCGCACCGACGAUGGCCGCGAG
Molecule: messenger RNA, 849 nt
Organism: Symbiodinium sp. CCMP2456
Lineage: Eukaryota; Dinophyceae; Suessiales; Symbiodiniaceae
Source: the annotation of a GenBank genome assembly